Molecule: messenger RNA, 4543 nt
Organism: Amblyraja radiata (thorny skate)
Lineage: Eukaryota; Metazoa; Chordata; Chondrichthyes; Rajiformes; Rajidae
Gene: meltf
Product: melanotransferrin
Exons: 16
Coding region: 326-2515 (729 amino acids)
Biological process (GO): iron ion transport
Cellular component (GO): recycling endosome; plasma membrane; early endosome
Source: RefSeq, a predicted model, not a curated record
GUAUCAGGUUCAGAAAGACGCGCGGGAUCGUUGAGCACAGAGCAGAACGUCCUCGUUUCAUGCACAAUCUGGUCUUGAAAGUAAAUCUUUGGGCUUUGGCGUUAAAUUAGGAGGAAAGUUAUUUAACUUUUCCCGGUUCAUCACAUAAAACUCCAAAGACCUAUUGCAAUUGACAAUAUGAUUUGGGGAAAGUCCGAAUCUUAACUCCCGAUAAACGCCUCUUCUUACAAUCAUUAACCGGACAAAUACGAAGUGGCGCACUGUGAACUGUAUAAAAGGGAGCUGAGAAAAUCAAGGUGGAAUCGUCCUCAACCCUGGUCGCACCAUGCGGUUUUCCACUACUGUGUGCAUUUUAGUCGGCAUCUUCACUUUGGCAGCAAAUGGGUUAACAAAGCUUCGAUGGUGUGUUACUUCUGGUCCUGAGAUGAAAAAGUGCAACCAAAUGAAGGAAGCCUUUGAAUCUGCAAAAAUUCAACCCUUGAUAUCCUGUGUCACUGGAAAUUCAGCGAUGGAUUGCGCAAAAAAGAUAGUGAUCAAAGAAGCAGAUGCGGUGUCUUUAGAUGCCGAGAAGCUUUACCAGGCUACAAGGGGACAUGAACUAAAGCCAGUGGUUGGAGAGCAGUAUGAUCCAGAAGCUGGAACCUUUUAUUUUGUCGUAGCCAUUGUUAGAAAAUCAGACAAGUCAACCACUAUCAGCAAUCUGAAAAUGAAAAAGUCCUGCCACGGUGGAUACGAUAGCGUAGCAGGAUGGAAGGUUCCUAUCGGUUAUCUGAUUUACAAUAGGAAAAUACCGGUGACGGGUUGUAAGAUUCCACAAGCUGUGAGUAAUUUCUUCACACAAAGUUGUGUCCCUGGAGCACAAGGUGUGGAUUACCCAUCAAGUCUUUGCCAAUUGUGUAUCGGUGAUGAACAGGACAAGUACAAAUGUACAGGGGAUUCCAGGGAGAGAUAUUAUGGUGACAGUGGAGCAUUCAGGUGCCUAGCUGAAAAUACAGGUGAUGUCGCCUUUGUUAAACAUUCCACUGUCUCGGAUAAUACAGAUGGAACUAAUGUCUCUCCAUGGGCAAAGGACCUGAAAUCUACUGACUAUCAACUUCUGUGUCGAGAUGGAAGCCGUGCUGAAGUUUCGGACUGGAAGGCAUGCCAUCUCGCCAGGGUGCCCACACGUGCAGUUGUAGUGAGAAUGGAUACUGAUGGCACAGCCAUCUUCAAUGUACUGGAUGCAGGUCAGAAACAAUUUGGCAUCAAUUCCGCUGGAUUUAAGAUGUUUGAUUCCACUUCAUAUAAUAGCAAAGACUUGCUGUUCAAGGAUGCCACCAAAGAAUUAUCUCUUGUCAGAAACCAAACUUAUCAGGCCUGGCUGGGAACAGAGUAUCUACAAUCUUUGCAAGGACUUGAUUGCUACAGCCUGCCAGAGACUCUGCGCUGGUGCACGCAGUCCAGAGGGGAAAUACUGAAAUGUGGAGCUAUGGCUGAAGCGUUCAACAAUAAAAACCUGACACCACCGAUUCAAUGUGUGUCUGGUGACAAUCCCAGUGACUGCAUGAAAAAAAUUAAGAAUAAAGAAAUUGAUGCGGUCACUUUGGAUGCAGGACAGAUUUACACAGCUGGAAAGCAAUAUGGAUUAGUGCCUGCUGCUGCAGAAAGUUACACAGAUGAUAAUGAUGGAGCAUCAUAUUAUGCCGUGGCGGUAGUAAAAAAGUCAAGUCACAAUUCGUUCACAAUUAAUCAGCUGAAAGGAAAGAAGUCUUGUCAUACUGGGCUGAACAGGACAGUUGGCUGGAACAUCCCCAUUGGGACACUGAUUGAGAGAGGUGAUAUCAAGGCUGACAAAUGCAAGAUUAGUAAAGCGGUUAGUGAGUUCUUCUCUGCGAGCUGUGUGCCAGGCGCCAAUCAGAAGGGCUAUCCAUCAAAUCUUUGUGAUUUGUGCAUCGGGGAUGUGAAAAUGCAAUCAAAGUGUGCCUUUACUGCGGAGGAACAAUACAGUGGCUAUACAGGAGCAUUCAGGUGUCUUGUAGAAGUGGGAGAUGUAGCAUUUGUCAAACAUACAACAGUUGAAGACAACACUGAUGGAAGAAAUCAGGAACCAUGGGCAGCAAAUCUAACAGCCAGUGAUUACCAGUUGCUGUGCCUGAAUGGAGCUCGGGCAGAAGUGGAUCAGUGGAGGGACUGUAACUGGGCCAAAGUUCCAUCUCAUGCAGUGAUGGUCCAUCCUACUACACCCAUCCUUACUAUCUUUGGGUUACUUGAUGCAGGACAGAAAUUAUUUGGAUCUACUAGUGACCCCAGUGACUUUCAGAUGUUUAAUUCAUCGGCCUAUGAUGGAAAUGAUCUGCUCUUUAAAGAUUCUACAGUUAGAAUGAUAUCGACACAAGGAAAAAAUACUUAUGAAGAUUGGCUUGGAAAAAGCUACCUGGAAGCAAUUAAAAAAAUUGAAUGUUCGGGUGCAGCAAUUCCAUCGCCCGUGUUGUUGCUGCUUCUACUCAUUUCAAUGUUGCACAGUUUGUGUGUGUAAGUUGCCUGCCUUGACCUGCCACCAUGACCAAAUCAGAUGCACAGAUGAGACGUCCUUGUUGAACCGAACUGCUCAAGGAGAGGAACUGGAAAACAGAAAAUACUCUGCAUCAGACAGAAUUUAAACUGCUACAGCGCUGCAAAAAAAUGGAUGCUAAAAUAAUAAAAGGACAGUAGUUUUUCUGAGUUUACUGAUGUUGCAACAGCCACAGAGCAGCCGAUUUAAGAGAAACUUGUAAAUUUAAGCAUGUUAUUUUGUUUUUGCAAGGUACAGUAAAGUGAUCUGGGUUGAUUUGUGAGUGUUGAGACAGAAGGUCAUUGUUUGUUGUAACUUAUUAGUUGCACAUUUUGUUCUUUGUACCUGUUGGCAGUGUUUCUGUAAAAGGAAAUACAACAGCAGUAGGUACAUUCCUCAUUAUUGCUGUAGAAGUAAUACUUUUAUACUGUUUACAUUUAAUGGAACUACUUAUGGAUCAAAAUAAUUUAUAUAAAAUGCUUUCAAUGUAGCUAAGCUCUUCAGCAUUUAUUGUAAAGUCUGUUCGAAAUUUUUCUGCUUGCGUUAACGAUCACUUCAGUGACUUCUCGGUAUGUAUGCAGCUGUUUGUGCUAAACAAUGAUGCCAAGUUAAACUAAUCUCUUCUGUCCGCAUGUGAUCCAUAUCCAAGUACCUAUCGGAAAACCUCUUUAAUGCACCUAUUGUAUAUACCUCUGCUACCACUGAAUAAAUAGGUUUAAGGUCAACCCUACCUCCCCACCCAAAAGUAGUUUGAGUCAUUGUGUUUGCUGCUCUUCUAAACACUCUAACCUUCUCUCACAGGAUUAGUUGGGAGGGGUGGGUCUGUGGGCGGUGGGGAGAUAACCCCUCGUUACCAGGAUGUGUAGGAAAGACCUGCAGACGCUGGUUUACACGGUAGACACAAAAUACUGAAGUAACUCAGCGGGUCAGGCAGCAUCUCUGGAGAGGAAUGGGUGACGUGCCUGACGAAGGAUCUCGACCUGAAACGUCACCCAUUCCUUCUCUCCAGAGAUGCUGCCUGACUCCAGCACUUUGUGCCUCUCCCAAGGUCAGUCCUGUCCAGCGGUUGGGGGAUGGGAGGGAAGGAGAAUGAUCCUGUCUUCAUGGUUGGGCUCCUGACCCAGGACGGAUGCAGGGGAGGGAUCCUGUGCCUGGGAAGGAACAGGAUCCGUUCAGCGGAGGGACAAUAUCCUGUCCUGAAAGGGAGGGGGGGGAGAUAGAAUCCUGCCCUCAGAGGCUGGUGGGAGAUGGGUAGUGGUGCUUUAUGGUCAAAUGUGCAACUGCACAGUGAAAUUCCUUCUUUGCAUACACUUCAGUAAAGUAUUGCCAUACCCGAGCACAAUCCCCGAUUAGAAAAUGUGCAUAAACAUCCAGAGACUGCAUGCAAGAGGCGCCACAUUUUGCUACCAUUCCAAAGUCCAGUCCGAUCCGUGCCCUGGGCCCGAUCCAGGUGAGCAUCAGGUUGCUGCAUGACGUCGUCAUCGAGUGAACCAAUGUCACCUCUCUUUACCCUUCCACCUUUGUGUCCUGGGGGCACCUCCCGCAGCCGGCCCUGAGGGCGGGGUAAGGCAAGAACCCUGGUUAUAUGGUUUUUGGCGGUCUCGAAAAAUGGGUAGUUAAUAUAGUGAAAAGGUGCAGGAUGAAGUGGAAAAUUAGCACAUAUGCAGCAGGAUAAAUAUAUUCCUAUGGUGCCAUAAAAUUCCAUGAACAAUAAAUUCAGCUGUUCUAUUAAAAGCCAUCAUUUUCCAAAUGAACUGCAGGUUCAUCUUUAACUCAAGGAGGUAAAUCCAAAGAAAUGCCUGAGGUAGGCAAUGAUUAUAUUGCCAGGGAAUCCUGUACAGAGAGGCUUGGACAUAUCUAAGAACAACGGGAAGGGAGUUUAUACGAUCUUCUGUGAAUUUAUUUAGUGAUGCUGAAGUUAGAAGCCACAUUACUAUGUAUGUAACUCCAGUGCUUUUUUUGUGGACAAAAAUAUGCAGGUACGCAUAUCAAUUAAAAAUUAAGCGAAGAUUA